GAGGACAUCUGUGGAUGCAAAUUCAAAUGAUUACACCAAAGAAGACAAAGGAUAAAGAGGCAGAAUGAUGUCUUGGUCUCGUUCCCUGCUUUUCGCUCUGCUGUUUUGCUUUGUUGAGCUGAUCUUCGCUCAAAUAAAAUACUCGACACAAGAGGAAGUAAAAAUCGGAUCCGUUAUUGGAAACGUGGCCAAAGAUCUGGGCCUGGACGUCAGUACCUUGCCGAACAGACGAUUUCGCAUCGUGUCCGGAGCACAGGACGCGCUAUUUGAGGUAAACCCGAACAAUGGGGUUUUGUAUGUUCACAAGAAUCUCGACCGGGAACAGCUGUGCGAUAGAAACGGCGCGUGUUCGAUAGAUCUGAAAAUCGUUGUUGAAAAUCCUCUGGAAGUUCAUUAUGUCACCGUGGAAAUAACGGAUGCCAACGACCACGUACCGAGUUUUGCCGAGGAAGAAAAGGUAAUCGACAUAGCAGAGACGACGUUGACGGGGGCACGGUUUCAGUUACCGGCUGCACGUGAUCCUGAUGUCGGAAUAAAUUCCGUCCAGCGUUAUAAACUUAGUCAAAACGAUAAUUUCCAUUUAGAAAUUCGUGAUAGGGGAGAAGAUAAAAUCCCCUUCUUAGUGUUACAGAGAAUCUUGGACAGAGAGCAGAAAACAAACCAUAGUUUGAUUUUAACUGCUUUAGAUGGAGGGACACCGCCGAAAUCUGCAAAUCUCAAUCUAACCAUAAAGGUUCUCGACAUCAAUGAUAACAGACCAAAUUUUUUGAACGAGGUUUACUCUGUGACGUUACAAGAAAAUGUUGCUUUGAAUACAGUUGUAAUUAAAGUGCAAGCAACUGAUCUGGAUGAAGGAACGAAUGGGGAUGUCGAGUAUUCCUUCGGUGGUGAUGUCAAUUCUAAGGAGUUAUUUAGUCUUGAUAGAGAUACAGGUGAAAUCCGAGUUAACGGACAAAUUGACUAUGAGACAGCUGUUGUUUACAAGUUAGACGUCCAGGCGUCAGACAAAGGCCAGCCGCCGAUGACAACAGACUGUAGAGUCCUCAUAAAGAUUCAAGAUAUGAAUGACAAUAAACCAGAGAUAGAUGUGACAUCAAUAUCCAGCAUGGUCCCAGAAGACUCCAAACACGGGACCGUGAUUUCUCUUAUUAGUGUCACGGACAUUGAUUCUGGCCUGAAUGGAAAAGUCUUAUGCAGUCUGACGGGGAAUGUACCGUUUGAAUUAAAGCCGUCAUUUAAAGAAAACAUGUAUUCAUUGGUGACAAAGGAAACGUUGGACAGAGAAACUGUGUCACAUUAUGACAUUUCAAUAACGGCUACCGACUGCGGGGAGCCUCCUCUGUCCACGUUCAAAACGUUGAGUAUUGAAGUGUCAGAUGUCAAUGAUAACAGUCCAGAGUUCUCACACAGUCCCCUGGCCUUAUAUUUAAUGGAAAACAAUGCACCUGGAGCAUCGAUAUUUUCUGUAACUGCAUCUGAUGAAGAUUUAAACGAAAAUGCGGCCGUGUCCUAUCGCAUAAGUGGAGGGGAAGGCGGCCAUAAAGAUAUGACAUCUUUUCUGAAUAUACAUUCUGAAAAUGGACAAAUUUUGGGCCUGAAAAGUUUCGACUUUGAAACACUGAAAACUUUCCACUUCCACGUUGUUGCGUCAGAUUCCGGAACUCCGUCACUGAGCAGCAACGUCACAGUGAACGUGUUCAUUCUGGAUCAGAACGACAACGCUCCAGUCAUCCUGUAUCCAGUCAGCUCCAACGGUUCUGCUGAAGGUGUGGAGGAGAUUCCCCGCAACGUGAACGCAGGACACUUGGUGACUAAAGUCAGAGCCUAUGACGCUGAUAUAGGAUAUAACGGCUGGUUACUGUUCUCACUGCAGGAAGUGACUGACCACAGUCUCUUUGGUUUGGACCGCUACACAGGACAGAUCAGAACACUUCGCUCAUUCACAGAGACAGAAGAGGCUGAGCACAAACUGAUCAUACUGGUGAAAGACAACGGGAACGUUUCUCUCUCAGCAACAGCUACUGUGAUUGUCAAACUCGUGGAGCCCAAAGAGGCUUUUGCAGCUUCUGACGUUAAGAGUUCAACAAAAGCAGAUGAAGACAACAAUGUGACUUUUUACCUGAUGAUAACUUUGGGCUCAGUUUCAGCACUUUUCCUCAUCAGCAUCGUCGUGUUGAUUUCAAUGCAGUGCUCAAAAUCCUCCCCAGACUAUACUUCUAAAUAUCUACAAGAGACUAAUUAUGAUGGGACACUGUGUCACAGCAUCCAGUACAGAUCUGGAGACAAACGCUACAUGUUAGUUGGACCCAGGAUGAGUAUAGGAUCUACUAUAGUCCCAGGAAGCCAUGCGAACACACUGAUGCUCCCUGACAGGAGAGGAACAUCUGGAGAGGUAAGACGUCUUACCAUGUGUAUAAAUUAUAAAUUGUAA
This is a messenger RNA of Scophthalmus maximus (turbot), 2431 nucleotides long. Its product is annotated as protocadherin alpha-8-like. Gene Ontology annotation, cellular component: plasma membrane. Bases 65 to 2431 code for a protein of 788 amino acids. The record is from RefSeq and is a predicted model, not a curated record. The transcript has a single exon. Gene Ontology annotation, biological process: homophilic cell-cell adhesion. Lineage: Eukaryota; Metazoa; Chordata; Actinopteri; Pleuronectiformes; Scophthalmidae. Gene Ontology annotation, molecular function: calcium ion binding.